UAGAGGUGUGUUCAUGGUUAAAGGUUGAUAGGUAUUUUCUGCUGUUUCAGGUGAAGGCUUUUUCAGAAAAGACAGGUGGCCCUCUUUUUGCCGAGGACAUUGUGUUUCGGUUGCCUGGAUUGAAAGGUGGAAAGCUUUGGAAGGAAGAGCAUGAUCUGCUGCUGCUACGAGCAGUGUUAAAGCAUGGUUAUGGAAGAUGGCAGGCAAUUGUUGAUGAUAAGGAGUUGAGGAUUCAAGAGAUCAUCUGUAAAGAGCUCAAUCUUUCCUUCAUAAAUUUACCGGUUCCCGGAGCUUCUCAGCCACAAGUUCCUCCUGCUCCAGGAGCUUCCCAAGAACUUCCUGCUUCAGGAGUUUCCCAAGCUCAAGUUACUGUUCCUGGAGCUUCUCAAGCAGCAAUUGGUGUAAAUACAGCUAAUGCUGAGCCUGCUGGAGCUGCUGGAAGCCAGGUGAAAGCUACUGGUGAUGGGAAUGCCCAUGGGGCUUACCUUUCACAUGGGACAAGCGAUCCUUCAAAUAGACCACAACCUUACCAAGAUCCAUCUUCAUUAUAUCAUUUUAGAGAGAUGCAGAGAAGACAAGUGGAAUUCAUAAAGAAAAGGGUGCUGCUUCUUGAAAAGGGCCUUAAUGCUGAAUAUCAUAAAGAAGCCUUUGGUGAUGAAAAAUCUCAUGAACUCCCUAACGAAGAGAUGGUGUGUGAUACCAAGGCUGCGGAUGAACCAAAUCGAAAUUUUGAUGAAGCCAAUACUGAAAUGAUUGAUCAUUUCCCUAGACUUGUAGCAAUUUCUCCACAGGGAAUCUCUCAAGUUGCUUGUGAUCGUAAACCAGAUCGUUUAGGUGUUGCAGAGCUUUAUAACAAGAUGUGCCAGGUACUUUCUGGAGAUGUCCAAGAUUCAUUAAAUGUGAGUCACCCUUGUAUGAGAAAGAACAUCCUUCCAUUGGAAGCGAUUUGUCAACAGAUGAACCAAAUUCUUUCUUCAUCACAUCAAAAUACUCCUAAUUUCAAGAGGGAACUGGUUCAAGAAAAUAGGGAUUCUGAAGCUAGUAAAUCCAGUAUUCCAGUCCUAUCAUCUCAAGUAGUUAAUAGGGUGCUCAAUACCGAGAAAGAAGAUGACAGUCAUCCAAAAAAUUCAGAAUCUGUAUCCAAGAGUGCUAGCAAUUGUACAGUUGCAAGCAUGGCUGAGAGCAACGAGCACCACAACAUUUCUCCUGCAGAAGUUCCAGAGACUAGACCUAGUGGUUUAUCAACCGGAGAAGCUGAUAUAGAGAUGGUGGAUCAUAGUGACAUUUCCACCACCAAUGUUGACAGAAAAGAAGAAUUAGGUUCUGAGGCUGUUCGUAUAGAUGAUGAUUAAAAGUGAAUCUAUGUAUGUACUUUUGUCUGCUAGCUGCUACAAACACUUAUAAAAAAUGACGGUGACAUUUUUCUUACUCCAAGUUGAUAAACACUGUUGAGGGAGGAGCCUCUGUGUUGUACUCUAUUCUCCCUAAUAUCCCAUGUUUUGAUGGACAUAUUAUAAAAUGAGAAUCAGCAUAGUCAUACUUCAGAGUUCUGGUCUUCUCACAGGUUCUACUGAGUCAUUCUCCGUAUUAUUGCAGUAGAAUGAAACUUCAUGGUUUUUCAGAGAGUUUU
Molecule: messenger RNA, 1630 nt
Organism: Nicotiana tabacum (common tobacco)
Lineage: Eukaryota; Viridiplantae; Streptophyta; Magnoliopsida; Solanales; Solanaceae
Source: RefSeq, a predicted model, not a curated record